Messenger RNA from Microcebus murinus (gray mouse lemur), 1542 nucleotides. NCBI's taxonomy places the organism in Eukaryota, Metazoa, Chordata, Mammalia, Primates, Cheirogaleidae. The record is from the annotation of a RefSeq genome assembly.
AUGUUCAUUAACCGUUGAUUCUAUUCAACAAAUCAUAAAGACAUCGGAACUCUUUAUCUCUUAUUUGGAGCUUGAGCCGGAAUAGUAGGAACAGCCCUUAGCCUUCUCAUCCGCGCAGAGCUCGGCCAACCAGGAGCUCUAUUAGGUGAUGAUCAAAUUUAUAACGUAAUUGUAACUGCCCACGCAUUUGUCAUAAUCUUCUUUAUGGUCAUGCCAAUUAUGAUUGGAGGAUUUGGUAACUGACUAGUUCCGUUAAUAAUUGGAGCCCCAGACAUGGCCUUUCCACGAAUAAAUAAUAUAAGUUUUUGACUUUUACCGCCAUCUUUCCUGCUCCUUCUCGCCUCUUCAAUAGUAGAAGCGGGCGCAGGUACUGGGUGAACGGUAUAUCCCCCUUUAGCAGGAAAUUUAGCCCACGCAGGAGCAUCAGUAGAUCUAACUAUUUUUUCUUUACACUUGGCCGGAGUUUCAUCAAUCUUAGGUGCUAUUAAUUUUAUUACUACAGUAGUUAAUAUAAAACCCCCAGCCAUAUCACAAUAUCAAACUCCCCUAUUUGUCUGAUCAGUAGUAAUCACCGCUGUGCUUCUACUUUUAUCUUUACCAGUUUUGGCAGCAGGAAUUACCAUGCUUUUAACUGAUCGAAAUCUCAAUACUACUUUCUUUGAUCCUGCGGGAGGAGGUGACCCCAUCUUAUAUCAACAUUUAUUCUGAUUCUUUGGACAUCCUGAAGUAUAUAUCUUGAUUCUUCCAGGCUUCGGUAUAAUUUCCCAUAUCGUCACUUACUACUCAGGUAAAAAAGAACCAUUUGGAUAUAUAGGCAUAGUCUGAGCCAUAAUAUCUAUUGGAUUCCUAGGAUUUAUUGUAUGAGCCCACCACAUAUUUACUGUAGGAAUAGAUGUUGAUACCCGUGCAUAUUUUACAUCAGCCACUAUAAUUAUUGCAAUUCCUACUGGUGUAAAAGUUUUUAGCUGACUAGCUACUCUGCAUGGAGGUAACAUUAAAUGAUCACCCGCUAUAUUAUGAGCAUUAGGGUUUAUUUUUCUUUUCACAGUAGGGGGCUUAACAGGAAUUGUACUCGCUAAUUCAUCACUAGAUAUUGUACUUCACGAUACUUACUAUGUGGUAGCUCACUUCCAUUAUGUACUAUCAAUAGGAGCGGUAUUCGCUAUUAUAGGAGGCUUCGUGCACUGAUUCCCCCUAUUUUCAGGCUACACUCUAGAUGACUCCUGAGCCAAAAUUCACUUCGCAAUUAUAUUCGUAGGCGUAAACAUAACCUUCUUCCCCCAACAUUUUUUAGGUUUAGCAGGAAUACCUCGACGUUACUCUGACUACCCCGAUGCAUACACUAUAUGAAAUACAGUUUCAUCCAUUGGCUCUUUCAUCUCCCUAACAGCAGUAAUACUAAUAAUCUUUAUAAUCUGAGAAGCUUUUUCAUCGAAACGUGAAGUUUAUAUAGUAGACUCAACUUCAACAAACCUAGAAUGACUUCAUGGCUGUCCUCCGCCUUAUCAUACAUUUGAAGAGCCUGCCUAUGUAAAAGCUUAA